AUGAGAUUUCAGCUAAUGAGGCCAUUAGGGAAGCCUUAUCUGUGUAUGAGUCCCUUGCAUUUUGCCACCCCCAACCCCAACCACACCCUCACCCUCCCUACAUUUACCACUCUCCUCCACCACCCCCUAAGAAGCCAUACAAGUACCCAUCUCCACCACCUCCAGUACACCCUUACCCUCACCCACACCCUCACCCCCACCCUCUUCCACACCCCCACCCACAUCCUCUCCCCCAUCCCCACCCUCUUCCACACCCUCACCCUCACCCUCUCCCACACCCACACCCACACCCACACCCUCUUCCUCACCCUCAUCCUCCUUAUGUGUACCACUCUCCUCCUCCACCCCCUAAGAAGCCCUACAAGUACCCAUCUCCUCCACCACCAGUUCACCCACCUUACAUUCCUCACCCAGUCUACCACUCUCCACCUCCUCCUCACAAGAAGCCUUACAUUUAUGCAUCACCUCCUCCGCCUUACCACUACUAGAUACUGCUUCCUCAACUUAAUUACCAUACCUCUGUGGAUGUGCAAAUAAAGAAAGCGAUGGAAGAGUUCGCAAUGCACGCACGAAAGAGAAAAAUGGAAGCAAAGUUUCCGCGUUUUGUCUUUCAUCAAAAUAUUUAUUUCUUUUCUAUCAUAGCUGCUCUUUUUCUUUAUUUUAUAAGUUUCGCUGUAUUUUAAUUUUUAUUUAAACGUUUGUAAAGCUCUGCAUGCUCAUGUACGCACUCCUGUUAAUCAAUAAUACAUGCACUGUAGUUUUCAACCAGCUGCGUUUGCAGGGGUUGUAAAACUUAUUAUAUAAUUAAAUAAAUUAUAUUCUCUCUC
Molecule: messenger RNA, 827 nt
Organism: Cajanus cajan (pigeon pea)
Lineage: Eukaryota; Viridiplantae; Streptophyta; Magnoliopsida; Fabales; Fabaceae
Source: RefSeq, a predicted model, not a curated record